Molecule: messenger RNA, 1654 nt
Organism: Sitodiplosis mosellana (orange wheat blossom midge)
Lineage: Eukaryota; Metazoa; Arthropoda; Insecta; Diptera; Cecidomyiidae
Exons: 3
Coding region: 1255-1593 (112 amino acids)
Source: RefSeq, a predicted model, not a curated record
UUGAUCAGAAUGGUUGUCAAGAAAGAAAAAAACGCAUUUGAAAUAGCUCUUAGGGUACAUAAAAUAAGUUCUGUAUUUUUGAUCUAUAUAAACAUUGGACUUUGUUCUUAAAUUUCAAAUCGUUUUUUUUUAUUCAUGAUUAAAAUCGGUCCUUGUUGCCAAAUUAGAAGAAGUUUCCUGUUUUUAUUCUUCCGAUUGAUAAGCACGCGAUAAAAAUGGGAAUGAAAUGAACAUUUUUGAUAAAAACUGAACUUUCAUGCUCUUGAAAAGCUUGUGCACCCACACAGGAUAUCCACUGAAUGUCAUCCAGUGAUCACGCAAUUAGAAAUGGCGUGAAAAAAAACGAGGAAUUUGUAAAAUUUCCUUGUAAUUUUCAACGAAAGUCUUGGAAUGGUGUGACUCCAAAUUAAAAUGGGAUUGCAGAAAUAUAUGGGGUCAUGCUGAAAUGUAACACAGAAAACAGUGAAUCAGCAUUUUUACUAUGCUAUUCAUCAGCAAUUAUUAUUCAAUUUAUUACAAUUGUCCUAUUCAUGGUGCGGCUGUUGACACUAUAUUUUCCUAUAUUUCGAAUUGGCGCGCUGUGUAGUUCCGAUUUGAAAUGUUAAAUUACAUUGAUGUGCCCUUUGAAAUUGGGGGCGCUCGCGUCGCCUCAAAUGACUUUGACGUUCAACAGCCGCCACACGGUCCUAUUAUGUAUAGAGAAAAUAAAUGAAUUUUAUUUUUUCAUAAAAAAGGGAGAAUGAGUCGAACUAUUGUUGGCAAGACCAUCUAUUUUCGUGAAAACACUUACUUGUUAUAAUUUAUAACUUAUAAGUUGUCACUGACAUAGAUUCAUUCUUCACUGAAUAAGUGAAAAGAAAUACACUGCUCUCAAUCGCACCCAUACACAUGUACCUAUAUAGAAUUUUCGAUUUUUAAAGUGUAGAAUAAUUGUAUGUCGGUAUCCGAAGAAAUCAGAUAAAGAGCUUUUAAAUGACUGUGACAAUGAUAAAAGUUCAAAUUAUACCUAGUCAGGUAAUUCUUAUCACCAAAAAGCGCCAAAUAACAAUGCACUUUGAUUUACUAUCACAUCGAGUUUCCAAGCCGAAUUUCUUUUCAACUUAUCAUAAAUGGAAUUUGUCCAACAAGUCGUUGGGAAGGUGUUUUGGGAAAAACUUGAACCAAUACCUCGAUUCCAUUAUAAAAAUGUGAAAUUUUCACAAAAAUGUAUCAGUUGACUUGAAGGCGCAGUUUUUGAAAGAACCAAAGAAAACAAUGAAAGUUUUAAUUGCCGUCACAUUUUUGUUGGCUGUAACAGUAUCCAAUGCACGCGUUUACCAAUUUGUAAACCGUGAAUUUGGUGUACCAUUCGAUGACUAUUAUAACUUUCUCGAAUGCGCACUAACACAAAUCGAUCAAUACGCCAUGGAACUCGAUUGUGAAUCACUCUGGGAUAAAUAUCGCCAAAAUUUGAUCAACAAAACCACUGAUUUCGGGGACUGCUCGAACCGCUUCACUGAAAAUGAAAAAGAAGAGUGCCGUCAUGAAAUAUUCGCUUCAGCCGAAAAAAUUCUCGGUGUCCUCUACAGUCAAUUGCAGGUGUACAUCAGAUGAUAUGCAAUAUGAUCCAGACUCCCUUUAAAAGUUCAAAUUUUGGAUCGAUCAUUCACAGUGC